Physella acuta is the source of this 3063-nucleotide messenger RNA. Its product is annotated as tRNA (cytosine(38)-C(5))-methyltransferase. The record is from RefSeq and is a predicted model, not a curated record. NCBI's taxonomy places the organism in Eukaryota, Metazoa, Mollusca, Gastropoda, Physidae. Gene Ontology annotation, cellular component: nucleus. Gene Ontology annotation, molecular function: methyltransferase activity.
ACAGGCCAGAAAUUAACUUUAAACAGCAGUGUCUGAGAGCAAGAUUUGCUAUAUAAACAGCAGCCAUUUGUAAAACAGAGUGGCUUCCCCCUGAAUCUGGCGCUAAAAGCUUAUAAAUAUAAAACUUAGACAAGAUGGCUGCUAUAGUAAAUGAGCAUGGUUGCAUCUGUUGGAAACAUCGCUAGUCUUCAUUUAUUACGGAAAAGUUUUAAUUCAAUUGUUUAAAAACAGAAAUAGGUUUACCUUAUAAGGUUGUCCUGGCUGUUGACAUCAACACUACAGCUAACAGCAUUUACAAGCACAACUUCCCUGAUGUUAAUUUGCAAAGUCUUGGAAUAGAGAAAAUAUCCUUGAAAAUGAUUGAAUCUCUCUCAAUCAAUACUAUCCUGAUGAGCCCACCAUGUCAGCCGUUCACAAGGGUUGGCAAGAAAGGAGAUUGCAAUGAUGUACGCACAAAAUCUUUUCUUCAUUUAUUGCAAAUUCUUAUACAGUUGAAAGAGAAACCCUUGUAUAUUCUUGUAGAAAAUGUCAAGGGUUUUGAGGUCUCACAAACACGCCAGAAGCUGGUUGAAUUUUUGGUCGCAGGAGGCUACACAUUUCAAGAGUUUUUGCUGACUCCGUUACAGUUUGGGAUCCCCAAUUGUAGAUUACGUUAUUAUAUGAUAGCAAAAUUUAAAAAACCAUUCUGCUUUGUCUGUCAAUCUCAAAUUUUAACAGAUAUCCCUGCAAGUUCAACCCCUGAGCAUACAGCAUGUUCAAACAGAAUCAGGAACCUAGACAAUACAUCCUAUGAUGCCAUGAACACAAUCUCUGAUAGUCAGAUAACAGUGCAAGGUUUACCUCCAAAAACCUCCAAAAGAACAGAGGAAGAUGACAUUCUCCAACCAAUAGAGGAGAGUGCUGUACAUGAUGUGGAACUACCAAAGUUUAUCUCACCAAAUCUUCUUAAAGAAGCUGGCCGCAAUAUGAGAUAUUGUGAAGAGGAAGACAAUUUUAUAACUGAUACAAGUCAUUCAUUAUCAGAUUAUACUGAAGAAGGCAGCUCAGAUUAUUUUGAAGAAUACCUUCUGUCAGAUAAAGACCUGAAAUUGUUUGUGAUAAUGGACAUUGUGUAUCCAGCAUUAAAAAAAUCUAUUUGCUUUACUAAAAGAUAUGGUCAUUAUAUUGAAGGGGCUGGUUCUGUUUUACAGAUGACUUCUGAUGUUGAGUGUGUAAGAGCUGCCAGCAGAUUAAAAAGUCAAGUUGUACAUAACAAGACUAAAGACCAGAUGGGGGAGGCUGAGCUAGAGAUACUGAGGAGGCUUCAGCUGCGCUACUUUACCCCCAGAGAAGUUGCCAACCUUUUGUGCUUCCCUCCCACAUUUGACUUUCCCCCAGGCCUGACUCGCAUACAGAAGUACAGAGUCCUGGGAAACAGCUUAAAUGUUCACGUUGUGGCCAAACUGGUUCAACUCAUGACACGAGAGGCAUAACCUGACAGGGAACUGAUGUUCAACUCAUGACACGAGAGGCAUAACCUGACAGGGAACUGAUGUUCAACUCAUGACACGAGAGGCAUAACCUGACAGGGAACUGAUGUUCAACUCAUGACACGAGAGGCAUAGCCUGACAGGGAACUGAUGUUCAACUCAUGACACGAGAGGCAUAACCUGACAGGGAACUGAUGUUCAACUCAUGACACGAGAGGCAUAACCUGACAGGGAACUGAUGUUCAACUCAUGACACGAGAGGCAUAGCCUGACAGGGAACUGAUGUUCAACUCAUGACACGAGAGGCAUAGCCUGACAGGGAACUGAUGUUCAACUCAUGACACGAGAGGCAUAACCUGACAGGGAACUGAUGUUCCAGUCAUGAGUCAUAACCUGACAGGGAACAGAUGUUCCAGUCAUGAGAGACAUAACCUGACAGGGAACAUAUGUUCCAGUCAUGAGAGACAUAACCUGACAGGGAACAGAUGUUCCAGUCAUGAGAGACAUAACCUGACAGGGAACAGAUGUUCCAGUCAUGAGAGACAUAACCUGACAGGGAACAUGUUCCAGUCAUGAGAGACAUAACCUGACAGGGAACAUGUUCCAGUCAUGAGAGACAUAACCUGACAGGGAACAGAUGUUCCAGUCAUGAGAGACAUAACCUGACAGGGAACAGAUGUUCCAGUCAUGAGAGACAUAACCUGACAGGGAACAUAUGUUCCAGUCAUGAGAGACAUAACCUGACAGGGAACAGAUGUUCCAGUCAUGAGAGACAUAACCUGACAGGGAACAGAUGUUCCAGUCAUGACACGAGAGACAUAACCUGACAGGGAACAGAUGUUCCAGUCAUGAGAGACAUAACCUGACAGGGAACUGAUGUUCCAGUCAUGACACGAGAGACAUAACUUGACAGGGAACUGAUGUUCCAGUCAUGAGAGACAUAACCUGACAGGUAACAGAAGUUCCAGAACAUUGUUGGGACAAGUCAAUACAUUAUAACUUCAGUGAAGUUCAGUGUAAUUUUUGUUUAAGUUUAAUAUUGAAAAAUGUUGAAACAGAUGUUUAAAAGGAGUUUUAGUUUUGUGUUUACAUGUUUUCUGUCUGUACAAACCAAUGUUAUAAGAUAGGCCAACAUGUAAUUUUUUAAAAAUUCAAACCAAAAGCAAUAUAGGUCUAUUCUAUUUUCAUAUUUAUUAUCAUAGAUAUACAUUAAGUUUCAUAAUAAAUCAUAAUCAAAUGUGUGUUAUAAGUCUACACAAAUAUUUCCCAUAUGUAAUCCAAAAAGACAAUAGUGUUAGGAUUGUUACAUAUAAGUAUUUACGUAGAUUUAGAGUAGCGUCCCUUUUGUUUACGUGUUUCCAUUAACCUUCAAUCUAUAGUCUAUUUUAGUAUAUUGAGAUCAAAGAAUGUAAAUAAAUAGUACACACACAUUUUGUAGCAUAGGAACGAUUGGGAGGGAAGUGACAUAGAGCGCAGAAAACUUAGAUGUUAGGCGGGGUAUAAAAGGUGGGGUUAGGAUUAUUAGGGGGUCCAUUCUCUUAUAGGCAUCCUAGGUUGUGUGAUCUUACAAGCAAUAAAAGUAACGGAUUGUGAA